This is a messenger RNA of Prosopis cineraria, 1842 nucleotides long. RefSeq names its product probable phosphopantothenoylcysteine decarboxylase. The record is from RefSeq and is a predicted model, not a curated record. Gene Ontology annotation, biological process: coenzyme A biosynthetic process. Gene Ontology annotation, molecular function: FMN binding; phosphopantothenoylcysteine decarboxylase activity. Bases 870 to 1505 code for a protein of 211 amino acids. The transcript is spliced from 6 exons. NCBI's taxonomy places the organism in Eukaryota, Viridiplantae, Streptophyta, Magnoliopsida, Fabales, Fabaceae. Gene Ontology annotation, cellular component: phosphopantothenoylcysteine decarboxylase complex.
CCAAAAUCGCCUAGUUGCCCUAGCUCUGUUUCUCUUCAAACUUCAUUCAAUCCGCGAACCCGAACGAAAACUGAGAGCUCGGCCGUAGACCCUCUCCGAAGUUUGAACGCAUCUCUGAUGAUUUCGCUCGGAUUCUCUUCACUUCAGUGGAACAAAAGUUGAACUCGAACGCAUCUCUGAUUCGAGUAUUCGACUAAACCCUAACGCGUAUGAGGACUAAGUUCGAAAACAUCUGAGAACGCCAGAACGCAUUUCCGUCGCAUCUCACAUCUCUGAAAUUGUUACUUAAAUCCUGAAUUGCAUGUUUAUUCAGGUUAACGCGACAUUCUAUAGGAUCAAGCAUUCUCCCAUAUUAACUCCAAUGGUACAAUUUGCAGCUGACUCAAGACUACUUUUGAUUCAGCUGUUGAUUCAUUUUGUUGAACCUGUCCUUGUUACUCAUUGCAUAUAGUGAAAUUAAAGCAGUGAAUACCAGUAUGAUUUUGAUGAGUAAGUUGAUUAAGGUACAGGAGAAGUGCUUUGCAUGCGUUUGGUGUUUGAAGAGGCCAUCUAUAUGGCGAAAUGAAGUUGUCUUUCUCAUCUCUCUCAAUCUGCCAAUAAUCUCACACGACCCUAAGUCCUUCACACUUUUGUCCCUGUCUAAUCUCUCGGUUCACAUUACUCUAUCUCCCUAGUCUCUUGCACUCCGUCACUAUUCGGCCAUCGUUGUGUUUCUUUGUUGGUGGAGCUCUCUUGCCUCUCCUUCACUAAUCUCUUAGAUCUGGUGCUCUCACGUUGGGUACAGAAGUAACAGUUAAGGGGUCAAUCAAGUGAGCUGAAGCACUUGUUUUCAAUUCUCAAUAUAGGAGAGUUGUUGGAAUCUUUGUAUUAUGGCUUGUUCAGAGCCUCCAAACUCUUUAGACUAUGUCCAAGUGAAUGUUGGCCAAAGGAAGCCUCGGAUUCUUCUUGCUGCAAGUGGAAGUGUUGCUGCUAUAAAGUUUGCAAAUCUUUGUCACUGUUUCUCUGAAUGGGCAGAAGUAAAAGGAGUUGCCACAUCAGCGUCUUUGCAUUUCAUUGAUAGAACGGCUAUUCCCAAGGAUGUGAUUUUAUAUACUGAUGAAGAUGAAUGGUCUAGCUGGAAAAAGCUAGGUGAUAGUGUGCUUCACAUUGAACUUCGUAAAUGGGCUGAUAUCAUGGUGAUCGCUCCAUUAUCGGCAAAUACUCUAGCCAAGAUUGCUGGAGGGUUGUGUGACAAUCUAUUGACAUGUAUUGUAAGAGCAUGGGACUACAGCAAACCCCUCUUUGUUGCACCAGCCAUGAACACUUUUAUGUGGAACAAUCCUUUCACAGAAAGGCAUCUCAUCGCCAUUGAUGAGCUUGGCAUUAAUCUCAUCCCGCCUGUUACAAAGAGGUUGGCUUGUGGGGAUUAUGGGAAUGGUGCAAUGGCUGAAUCUUCUACCAUUUUUUCAACUGUAAGACUCUUCUUUGAGUCCAAGGCUCAUCAAGGUAAUGGUAAUAUUUCAUGAUUAUAACACUAUCUGUAAAGAUGCCUUGGUAGGACUUGUUGGUUUGAUGUUCUGAAUCUUCAGGCCCAAAAAAAAAAAUUGAUGUCCUAAAUCCUUCUUGUUAGUUGUAUCAUUGUUUUUUUAAUGAUUGUGAUACCUCUGUAUUGACAAUUAUCGUUAUUAUUGUGUAUUACUGUAUGUAUUACGCGUUUCUAUUACAAGCUUGCGCAGAUAAUGGAUCAGUUCUUGUGUCUCCCACAAUGUUGCUGCUUAAUUUGUAUAUUUUUGAUAUAUAAACAUCUGAUAUCUUAUACUAUCACGCCAGAUUUGAGUAUUAUUAGAUUUAAUUGUUGAUUUA